Darwinula stevensoni is the source of this 1685-nucleotide messenger RNA. The record is from the annotation of a GenBank genome assembly. NCBI's taxonomy places the organism in Eukaryota, Metazoa, Arthropoda, Ostracoda, Podocopida, Darwinulidae.
CUUCGCAGAUCCUGUCAGAUUUGAGUGUGUCUGGGAUGUGACACGUAUCAAAGAGGGGAUCCAUUGUGUUCACACUGUCCGGAUUCUGGGCAUUAGUCAGUGAAGAUGGAUUGUGAGAACGGAAAGAGUGGAAGACUUUCCCCGAAUUCCAUCAUCGUGAAGGUGGAAGGGUCGAAGUGCAAGACUGUAGAGAAGCAAAAUUCUGUCUGCUCAAAUGGCUCCAUGAGGAAAUCCAAGCAAGAUCAUGCAGAACAAAGGUUCUCGGUGUCUUCUGACAGUGAUUCUCUCAUCGUGGGAUCGCGGGACAAAUCUGCUCUCUGUUACCAACUCCUCCAAGAGAACUUUCGGCUCGUCCUGGUCACGAUCGUCCUCUGUUUACUCGGGAUCGGCUUGGUAGCGGCCGGAAUCAUCGUCGAGGCGAUGGGGCUGGAUGUCGUCCGAGGGUUGGCAUUCUUCAUCGCCGGUGGGCUCUGCCUCAUCCCUGGUCUCUAUCACUUGGUCUACAUCUGUUGUGCUGUGUGUGGGUGCAAGGGCUAUGACCUCUACAAUCUCCCCAUCUUCACCUGAAUCCCUGCACCUUUCCUUUGCAUCCCCCUAGGCCUAAGCGCGUUCGGAACCCCACGACGGAUCACGGACCCCUCUGCCGUCCGGCAUCGCGACGCGACGGGCAUCGUCCGUGCUCCGUCGUGGACGCGUGCCUGUCGUUUGCCGCUCAAAUAUGACCGGAUAGUCCAUAUUCAAAGCUAUAUCAUCUAUACUCUGGGAAUGUCUUCUCUGUGAUACUCGUUUACCCGAUGCUCCCUCCGACUCGGUUACCGUCAGGAUCCGCUUCGUGUGCCCUGCUUCCAGUCGUCUCCCAGUUCAGUAUUUGACCGGAGGUAUCUAGUCAGACCUCGUGUAGCUCCCGGCACCGUUUCCGAACAAUGAGUGUUCCAGGAUGUAAUCUAGUGUGCCUUCUUCGGUGUCCUCUCCCGCACACUCGUGUGGAGAGAGUGGCAUUCCUAGCUUCUGGCAACGUCUAGGUCGCAGACGAGAACUUUGAGGAGGGUAUUUGCUACUUAAGAGUGUGUUUAUUGUCACAAAGAUGAUCUUGACCUGUUUCAAGCAAACAAUCUCAUGUCACAUUGUACAAAAUAAGCUCUUUUCCAUUUCUAUCUGCAUUCCAGGCCCUUAAUGCAUGUACAUGUUUCUGUAUCUUGCAACUGCAUCCAUCCAAACAGUUGGUCUAGGAAUGCUUUCCGACACCAUUCCUAAACUGUCGACGAGCUCCAUUAUGUUGCCAUGCAUGUGUCCAUGUUAGAUACUGGUGCCAAUCAAUGUCCUACUCUCCAGAUCGUCUUUAUAAAUCACUUUACACUGGGUUUAAAGUGUUCAAGUUUUCAUUAUCCGGGGGACUUGGAUGAGCUUUAGAAUGUUUGUGAUUUUCUUGUCAGUGCUUUAUUUAUAUUCCCUAUGCUUUUUUUUCUGCAAGUUUUAUUUUUUGCUAAUACAUUCAAUUUGUUUGAAUGGAAUUCAUGGUUAAGGAUGUAUACUGGCCUCAUGUUCUCUACUGUCUAAGAAAGAAAAGAGUUGAAAAGUCAGCCCUUUUGAGAUGGUCUGGUCGGACUCGGCACGAUUGCAGCCGGCUGUCACCGAUGCAGAAUGAUUUUUAGAGAUGGAAUAAACUUGCAAUUCAGAACAUGAAA